CCCACACAGCUUUGAGCGCCCGCCCCAAGAAAAUUCACAAUUUCGAACCGGACCUCGACUUUGAGAUUUGACGACCCUCCUCGAAAAAGUCAACUGCCAAACAUCCGCCCUUCCCACCACCAACUCAAUUUAUUCCCAUAGUAUUGCGCUGCUAGACGACUGCUCGCAAUCAUGGCCGUUGGAAAGAACAAGAGAUUGUCCAAGGGCAAGAAGGGUCUCAAGAAGAAGACCGUCGACCCCUUCUCCCGCAAGGACUGGUACUCCCUGAAGGCCCCCGCUCCCUUCAACAUCCGAGAUGUCGGCAAGACUCUCGUCAACAGAACCACCGGUCUCAAGAACGCCAACGAUGCCCUGAAGGGCCGUAUCGUCGAGGUCUCUCUCGCCGAUCUCCAGAAGGAUGAGGACCACUCUUUCCGCAAGGUUAAGCUCCGUGUCGACGAGGUCCAGGGCAAGAACUGCCUGACCAACUUCCACGGUCUCGACUUCACCUCGGACAAGCUCCGAUCUCUUGUCCGCAAGUGGCAAUCCCUCAUCGAGGCCAACGUCACCAUCAAGACCUCCGACGACUACCUCCUCCGCCUCUUCGCCAUCGCUUUCACCAAGCGCCGCCCCAACCAGAUCCGCAAGACCACCUACGCUGCAUCAUCUCAGAUCCGUGCCAUCCGCAAGAAGAUGACCGAGAUCAUCCAGCGUGAGGCUGCCAGCUGCACUCUCCAGCAGCUGGUCUCCAAGCUCAUCCCUGAGGUCAUCGGUCGCGAGAUCGAGAAGGCCACCCAGGGCAUCUAUCCCCUCCAGAACGUCCACAUCCGCAAGGUCAAGCUCCUGAAGUCGCCCAAGUUCGACCUCGGUGGUCUCCUGGCCCUGCACGGCGAGUCGACGACAAACGAGGACGGCCAGAAGAUCGAGCGGGAGUUCAAGGAGCGUGUGCUUGAGGACGUCUAAAUGUGACACGAGGAUGAGUACUAUGGACAUGGAACGGCGUGUGGUUAUUUCCGCAAUGGCAUAUUAGGUCUCACUUCUGCUUGCAUUUGGCGUGGCAAUGGGUAAAGCCGCGGAAUUUUCAGAGCGGCCUCUCAUGAAGAGAUUAA
Truncatella angustata is the source of this 1088-nucleotide messenger RNA. RefSeq names its product 40S ribosomal protein S3aE. Bases 172 to 942 code for a protein of 256 amino acids. Gene Ontology annotation, biological process: translation. The transcript is spliced from 4 exons. The record is from RefSeq and is a predicted model, not a curated record. Lineage: Eukaryota; Fungi; Ascomycota; Sordariomycetes; Amphisphaeriales; Sporocadaceae. Gene Ontology annotation, cellular component: cytosol; ribosome. Gene Ontology annotation, molecular function: structural constituent of ribosome.